AUUCUUUCCACAGUGAAAGAGACUUAAAGAUGCUACGAAUAGUUGUUCAAGUUGCAAUCUUGGCUCUGACUAUACAGUCUCUUGUAGACUGCAAAUGCUUUGACGAAUAUCAAAAUAAGCAUUUAUCUACUUAUGUGAAGAAGGUGGAUGGUCGAACAGAAGAAGAAUGUCCCGGGUCUUGUUUAACAUACCCAGGCUUAUGUCAAUCGGCUCAAUACGAUAGAACAAAUGAAAUCUGUUAUCUAAAUAUCGAAACUCAUCUCUCCGCUCCAGCUACGUAUAAGAACAAUGACAACUACGUCUAUUGGUAUAGAAGGAAGGAAUGUCAACCACAUUGUUAUUUUGUAUAUUAUUGGAAAAAGUACCUUUUGGGCUACAACGACAAUAAAUUUCUUUCUUACUCCAGUCGACAAUGUUUGGAAAGUUGUCUUUUGAACCAAAAUUACGAUUGUAAAUCUAUUGAUUAUGGUAGAGAUAACGGUGAGUGCACCCUUAGUCGCGAAUCGAAGGACACUAAACCAGCAGCAUGGAAACCUCACAUUACUUUGGAACACUUUCAUAAAAUUUGCAAAUUCGAUCCCAUUGAGGAAACACCUUGCUAUGAAUCCGCAAUGGAUGGUACUUAUAUGAUAAAUCAUGCUCAAGUUUUCUCCAACAAAGAUGAAAAAACCUGCCAGCGUCUUUGCUUCACCGCCAAUUACGUUUGCCGAUCUAUUCACUAUGACAAAGUUUCCAAGAAAUGCUAUCUCAAUAAAGAAACUCACUUGUCAAAACCAGGUUGGGUUAAAAAUCACAGUAAAUACACUUAUUGGAUGAGAGAUGCAAAAUGCGACUACAACUGCUAUUACGUUUACAACUACAGAACCUAUAUUGACGGUUACAUUCUUACACAAUAUAACGGUUAUACCAGCAACCAAUGUAUUGAAGCAUGUUACGAAGAUCCAAGCUGCAAAUCCUUUGACUAUAAAAGGAAUUCAAAAAUUUGCAGACUUCACACCGAGUCCAAACUAACAAAGCCUAACGCCGCAAAAUCAUCUUCAGAAUGGGAGAAUUAUCAUAAAAUAUGCAGACCCAUUAAUAAAGAAUACAACUGCUUCACAUCCUAUUCAAACAAGUAUAUAAACGACAAAUAUAUCGUAUUCCAAGGGAAAACCGAGGAGGAAUGCGUUAAACUGUGCUUAUUUGGUGAAUUUCCAUGCAGAUCUGCGUCGUACGACAAACAAUUAAAAAAGUGCUUCCUUUCAAGAAAAACAAAAAACAGUCAUCCUGCUUUAUACUUUUCCAACAAAAAUUAUAGAUAUUUCGAAAAGCAUUCUCAAUGUCAAACCGAUUGCGCAAUCUUAACUUUUCCUAAAUAUUAUAUCGUUGGCAACACCAUUCGUUCAACAUCAGCCGAUAGCGAUAUCGACUGUCUAAAAUUAUGUCUUACAGAAAAACCAUCCGGAGAGUGCAAAUCAGUUUCUUGGAGACGAAGCACGAAAACUUGCAUCUUGCACAAUGAAUCUAGAUUGACGAUGCCAUCCGCCUUUAAACCUUCGAGUUUAUAUAUUCAUUGGCAUCUUUCGUGUACUGGAGAUUAUUGUUAUAAUGAAUAUCCCUUCAGAUAUCUAGCCAAUCAGCAUUACACCCUCAAAAGCGAUUCUUCGGAAGGUGGCUGUAAAUCUGUAUGUUUAAAAUCUGAAGGAUGCAAGUCUGCUUAUUUCGACGCCUCAACUGAAAAGUGCUACUUAUCUAAAGAAACUAGACUAUCUAAGCCAGCCAGCUACUUGCCACACAAUAACAUGGUUUACUGGGAAAGAAAAAGUGUUUGUAAAGCGGAUUGCUAUAUGAAAGAAUAUAAAAAUUAUUAUCUGCAAGGGCUAAACACCAAAUCCGUAAAAGUUGCAAAUCAACUUGAAUGCAAGCAGCAAUGCUUCCUUGAAAAAGCUUUUACUUGCGCAUCUGCUGAAUAUAACACAAGAACAAAGAUGUGCUAUUUGAGUACUGCCAAUCGUAAAACAGCAGCUUCGAAAUGGAGAGGAAGCAGCCUAUACAUAUAUUGGGAAAAAACUUGUGGUCACGCUUACCCAUGUUUCAACAGAUAUCAUCAAAGAUACCUACAAUUGAAAUAUUAUAAGGUCUACAAUGGAAUUUCGGAAGAAGCUUGCGCCUUCCAAUGUGAAAAAUCCCUAUGCAGCUCUGCCAAUUACAAUACUCAAUCUAACGCUUGUUAUUUGAGCAAACAUACCAAAAAAGAUUAUCCCAAAUCAUACAAAGUUCAUUUCAAUUACGUCUAUCUUGAGAAGAAAGCAUCUUGUAAACCUGACUGCUACUACAGAGAAUAUUCCAACAGAUAUCUUAAUUCCCCAUCCUUACAGAGAUACGUAGGUUCGGAAACUGAAUGCCUUAAACUUUGCUUAAAAUAUCGCUCUUGGUGUAAAUCUGCUGACUAUCGCAAAAUAAACAAGAGAUGUAGCCUCAGUUCCAAAAAUCAAAUUACUGGAGGUGGACUUAAAAUUAGUUUCUUGUACAACUACUAUGAAUUGACUUGUGAAGGGCAAGUCACGAAAGAUUAUCCGUGCUUUACCGCCUAUCCCAAGAAAUACCUUCAAGGAUAUACUAACAAGAAUCUUUUCGGAAUAACAGAGAAGAACUGUUUGAAAGCAUGCUUUUUGGCCAAUUUUGUUUGCCGAUCUGCCGAAUAUUCACCGUUGACGAAGACGUGUAGUCUUAGCGUUCAGAGCAAGACAACUAAACCAUUAAGCUAUAAGAGUCAUGCUUUCUUAACUUAUUAUCAUAGAAAACCUGAAUGCUACUUAGGUUGUCCUAUUAAGACUUAUAAAAAUAAGGUACUAGCCAAUUUCAACACGAAAUUUCUUACGACAUCAUCUGAUUACGAUUGCAUAAAUGAAUGCCUAACUACGAAAGGAUGCCGAUCCGUUGAAAGAAACCAAGCAGGUGUCUGCUAUGACCGAUACGACAGAAGAUAUUUAACAACUUCUUUCGCUAUUCGUACUUUUUAUACUCGCUACAUAAAUAAAUGUAAGGCUAGCUGUCUUGAAGCUAAAUUUGUUUGCAAAUCUCUUCAGUAUAAUAUACCAAUUAAAACAUGUUACCUAUUUGAUAAAACGAAAGAUACUAUUCCAUUAGAAUACGGAAUUAAUUACAGCUAUAUCUACUGGCAGAGAAAACCAGAAUGUUUAUUAAAUUGUUAUUUGAAACCAUUUCAUGAUAGCUUUCUGGUUGCUACGCCUGUGAAAACAUUAUCUAUGAUAAAUGAAUUAAGAUGCCAAGAAAACUGCCUAACUGAAAAAAGUUUUCAAUGUAAAUCCAUUAACUACAAAGCUUCAACCAGUACAUGCUAUUUGAAUAGCUUAGAUCGAGAUGGGGCGAUUUUCCAAACUUUGCAACCUUAUCGUUGGUAUUUCGAAAGAGUUUGCCCCGUUUAUCCCUGUUUCAACGCUGUCGAGGAUAUAAAACUACAGCGUUUAGCAGUUAUUCUACCUGUUGCAAAGCCAGAAGAUUGCAUGGAAAAUUGUUUGAGAAGCAAAUUUUGCCGUUCAACAAACUAUAACAAACAUACAAAAAAAUGUUAUAUUUAUUCAACUGUUAGAUCGUUUUUUCCUCCAAAUACCAUCCAUAACACUAAAUUCGUCUACUACGAAAAAAGUGCUGAAUGUUCAACAUCUUGUAAUUUACAGUAUUCAAACAAUCUAUAUUUAGAUGGAGUUUAUAUAAACAAGUAUGAUUCUGUUUUUUCUAACUUAAAAUGCCUGGAAUUGUGCUAUCAAAAUCCUGAUGGAUGUCGAUCUGUUCAAAGAAAUUCAAAGACGAAUGAAUGCUUUAUAAAUUUGAAAACCAAGGCUGAAAGUCCAUUUAAGUGUAAAUCAUCUAGUGAUUUUGAAUAUUGGCAGUUAAAAUGCGACGGUUGCUUUAGUCAGUUAAAUGGUAAAUAUCUGACUAAAUUCAACAGAUACCUUCAUGGAAAAUCAAAAAGAGAAUGUAAACUAUCUUGUCUAACAGCCGAUUUUAAUUGUAAAUCGGCUCAAUACGAUAUCAGAACGGGAGUGUGCUUCCUAUCCGACGAAACAAGAUUUACAGUUCCUCAUCAUUUCCAAACGAAUUUCUAUUAUACCUAUUGGGAUAGAUCAAUUGCAUGCAAUCCUAAUUGUUAUUUUAAGUUUUACCGUAAGAAAUAUUUGUUGGGUCAUAAUACACUGAUGAUAAAUCCCCUAAGUAGAGAAGAAUGUUUGGAGAAAUGCUUUACAACUGCUACAUUCAACUGUCUAUCAGUUGAUUAUAAUGGUUUGACGAAAAAUUGCGUACUGAGUUCGGAGUCAAAGGAUACGAAGCCUCUCGAUUUUAAGAAACAUCAUCUUAUUGACCAUUACCAUAAGAUGUGCUGA
Dimorphilus gyrociliatus is the source of this 4385-nucleotide messenger RNA. The record is from the annotation of a GenBank genome assembly. NCBI's taxonomy places the organism in Eukaryota, Metazoa, Annelida, Polychaeta, Dinophilidae.